ACUAGAACCUCUUUGCCUUUUCUUUUCCCUUAAGAAAAAAGGUUUAUAACCUAUUGGGGAAAAAAGGAAGACUCUAAUCAUACUUGGAUUCCAACAAAUGAAAGUGUUUUGUGUGUGUACAUUUUUGUCGUGUCUCAAAAAACAGUCUGAACAAUAACUCUCUAUUCUCUAGUCUUCUCUAGUCUUUUCUAAGCAAUUUUCAGAUCUCUAUCUAUUACAAAACCAACGGUCAUAUUCUCAGUCUUUUUAUUUUCUCAGUCUUAACUACCAAUUCUUCAUAUAUAUAUAUAUAACCGUUUCUUAAACGGCUAUUACCUCUUUAUUUACAUUUCGUUCCCUUUUACAAUUCCUGUAACCGAACAAAGAAAAUGUCUCCCAAAUUCUCAUUUUCUCUCCUUUUAUUCUCUCUACUCUCCACCCUCUGUGCUGCCCAAGGCGGCAGCAGCAGCGGCGGAGGGGGUACGGUUGAGUUGUGGUGUGUGGCAAAGAACAACGCAGAAGAUGCUGCACUUCAGUCGGCGAUUGAUUGGGCUUGUGGGCCUGGAGGUGCUAAUUGUGGGCCUAUACAGCCAGGUGGACCUUGCUAUGAUGCUUCCGACAUCCAGAAAACGGCGUCGUAUGCUUUCAAUGAUUACUUCAUUAGGCAUGGUAUGACUCAGGAUGCUUGUAAUUUCGAUAACGCCGCUGCUCUCAUUUCUAUAAAUCCCAGUCAUGGUGGAUGUAAAUUUCCAUCCAGCAAAAAUAGGAGUGGAAAUUUUAGUGGGUCAACGAAUGUGGGAUUAGGUCCGACUUCAGAAGAUUUGAGUACCAGCAGUUAUAUUCCCAGGAGGUGGAUAUAUAUCUUGAUGGCAAUCAAUUUGCUGUUUCCAAGUCUGCUGAUUUUGUGACAACGCAAGAAUCUAGUCUCAGUCCCACUGUAUGUAGUGUAGUGUAAACAGUUUUGUUGGGCAGCUCAAGAGCUGCUGCAGGUAUUUGAUGUUAGUUGCACGGGUUCUCCAAAAUCUUGAAGGCCAGAAUUGAAGAAAUAUCCUAAAAAUAUGUCUUCUUAUUUGUUAAUCAAGAUGUGGUAUGUAAUGCUAACUUUAGAAAUUGCAAUUAGAACUUUCUCCUUGAUUGCAAGUCUGAACCACCAUUGUAAAUCUGAGCAUUCAUCUUUAAAAUGAGUUGCUAGCUGUUCUACCUUUUGGUACUUAUCUGAGCUUGGAUUGGAUUCCGGGUGGACUUGUCAUUCCAGUUAUUUAGGGUCGUUUGGUAGGGUGUAUAAGAGUAGUACCGAAUAAUGUGUAUUUGUUUGGUAGGGCUGGGAUUAUUUCUUAUACAUGGUCUGGUUUGGUGUAAAAAUAACAUGCAUUGCA
This is a messenger RNA of Nicotiana attenuata, 1355 nucleotides long. Its product is annotated as PLASMODESMATA CALLOSE-BINDING PROTEIN 5-like. The record is from RefSeq and is a predicted model, not a curated record. Bases 369 to 887 code for a protein of 172 amino acids. The transcript is spliced from 3 exons. Lineage: Eukaryota; Viridiplantae; Streptophyta; Magnoliopsida; Solanales; Solanaceae.